Fimicolochytrium jonesii is the source of this 1088-nucleotide messenger RNA. RefSeq lists its product as uncharacterized. The transcript has 3 exons. Gene Ontology annotation, cellular component: U2AF complex; spliceosomal complex. The coding region runs from base 186 to 938 and encodes 250 amino acids. Gene Ontology annotation, biological process: mRNA splicing, via spliceosome. Lineage: Eukaryota; Fungi; Chytridiomycota; Chytridiomycetes; Spizellomycetales; Powellomycetaceae. The record is from RefSeq and is a predicted model, not a curated record. Gene Ontology annotation, molecular function: pre-mRNA 3'-splice site binding; metal ion binding.
GCCCUACAGCUCAACCCAACUCGCAACCGUAACUCAUCGACUUGCCCAAGAUCAGCACUGCAGGACAGAUAAAUCAAAUAGCAACGCAAACAGACAGCCUUAUUGGGGCUUGCAACUAGCGAGCGAGUGAAUAUAGGACUCAUAGAUACAGCGAAACAGAGGAAUCUAGGUGCAGAGUCGUCAUCAUGGCUGACCACCUCGCCUCCAUCUACGGCACCGAAAAAGACAAAGUCAACUGCUCCUUCUACUUCAAAAUCGGCGCCUGCCGCCACGGCGACCGCUGCAGUCGCAAGCACGUCAAGCCCGGUUUCUCGCAAACCGUGCUCCUCUCCAACGUCUACAUCAACCCCAAGAACAUCGAGGGCUGCUCGCUCACCGACGACGAGGUGCAGGAGCACUUUGACCUGUUCUGGGAGGACCUGUUUAUCGAGCUGGCAAAGUAUGGCCAGAUUGAGGAGAUGUGCGUGUGUGAUAAUGUUGGCGACCAUCUGAUUGGGAAUGUGUAUGUGCGGUAUGCGUAUGAGGAGGAUGCGGGCAAGGCGGUGGAGGCGCUGAAUAAUCGGUUUUAUGCGGGGAGGCCGCUUUAUGCCGAGUUGUCGCCUGUCACGGAUUUCGGUGAAGCCUGCUGCCGUCAACACGAAACAGCCCAAUGCACCCGCGGCGGCUUCUGCAACUUUAUGCAUCUCAAGCUCGUCUCCAGGGACCUCGAAAAGGAGCUCUUUGCCGCACAACACCAAUCCCUCCGUCUCCUCAAUAAAGACCAGCCCGACUCCAAGCGCACAAGCACCCGCGAGCACCGUAGCAGGAGCAGGAGCAGGAGCCGUGACAGGGGUCAUCGGAGUUCCAGUGGACGGGGCGAGAGGAGACGUGAGCGGUCGAGAUCGCCGGUGAGGGGAAGACGGGAGGGGGCUGCUGCGUAUGGUGGCGAUGGGUGGUGAACACUUGUGGCGUGAAUGUGAAAUACCCUCAACCCCUGAAUUAGGCAACACUAUGUCACUUUGAUGAGUCCCUUUGUUUUUCGCUUUCUCUUGUGGUUUCGCACAAUUUGUAUCAUAUGUAUUUGUUAAUGAAGAGCACUAUUGAUUGAA